AUUCACAAGUUUGGUAGGAAAGAAAUAUAUAAAGUGUAUACAACUCCUUACAGUAGCUUUGUCAAUGUAUAUUGAAUUAUCCUUUAUUAUUUUUUAAACGAUAAAACAAAUAUAUUUAUAAUUGUGUGAAAUACUUUAAUAAUAUCCUUCAUCUUUUAACUUUCUUUCUCAGAGAAAUUAAAAUGCCAGAGGGAACAAUGGACAGUGGACGCAUUAUGAAGAUGGAAGUGGAUUAUAGUACCAAUUGUGAUACCAAGAUUCCCGAAUGUAAAAAGCUAGCUCGAGAAGGAAAGCUACAUGAUGCCUUAGAUCAAUUAUUAGCAUUAGAGAAACUUACCAGAACUGGAGCUGAUAUGGCAUCGACAUCUCGUGUACUCGUUGCUAUAUGUGAAAUUUGUUUGGAAGCAAAAAAUUGGGCUGCGCUCAAUGAGCACAUAGUUCUUUUAUCAAAGAGGCGUUCUCAAUUAAAACAAGCCGUUACAAAAAUGGUUCAAGAAUGUUGUACUUAUGUAGAUAAAACUCCAGAUAAGGAAACUAUGGUUAAAUUAAUUGAAACUUUGCGCUCAGUAACAGAAGGAAAAAUUUAUGUGGAAGUAGAAAGAGCAAGACUCACGCAUCGAUUAGCCAAAAUAAAAGAGGAAGAUGGUGAUAUAAAUGGAGCUGCUGCCGUAAUGCUUGAAUUACAGGUGGAAACGUAUGGCAGUAUGUCGCGUCGUGAAAAGGCUUCUCUUAUUUUAGAACAAAUGCGUUUGUGCUUAGCAAAGAAAGAUUUCAUGCGAACGCAAAUAAUAGCCAAGAAAAUUAAUGUGAAAUUUUUCAGCGAUGAAAAUGACGAGGAGACACAAACAUUGAAGUUAAAAUAUUACGAUUUAAUGAUGGAAUUAUCUCGACACGAAGGAUGGCAUUUAGAAUUAUGUCGUCAUAAUCGAGCUGUACUCGAAACACCAGCCGUUAGAGAAGAUCCAGAAAAAAGACAUACUGCAUUAUCACGUGCAGUGCUUUACCUUAUACUUGCUCCACAUGAACCAGAACAAGCAGACUUGACUCAUAGAUUGCUAGCUGAUAAAAUGCUAGAUGAAAUACCUAUAUACAAAGAACUUUUACGUCUUUUCGUAAAUCCAGAAUUAAUAAAGUGGUCUGGUCUUUGUGAAAUUUAUGAGAGAGAACUCAGAGCAACAGAAGUAUUUUCUGCAUUAACAGAAGAAGGUCGCAAACGUUGGGCUGAUUUGCGUAAUCGUGUUGUCGAACAUAAUAUUAGAAUUAUGGCAAAAUAUUACACCAAAAUUACAUUGACUCGUAUGGCAGAGUUAUUGGAUCUUCCUGUUGAGGAAACCGAGUCAUGUUUAUGCAAUUUAGUAGAAACCGGUGUAAUUAAUGCACGUACUGAUCGUCCCGCUGGUGUAGUACGUUUCACAGGAAGCCAAGAACCAGCAGCUCUAUUAGAUACAUGGGCAGCUUCUCUAUCAAAAUUAAUGAGCCUUGUAAAUCACACAACUCACUUGAUCCAUCAGGAGGAAAUGCUCGCUGUUGCACAAUCAUAAAACAUUGAGUGAUAUAUUUGAAUCUUAUGAAUGUGUAUCGUUCGAUGUAUUUAUUGUGCCACAGAUAAAAUUUUAUACACUAUUGAA
Vespa mandarinia (Asian giant hornet) is the source of this 1628-nucleotide messenger RNA. RefSeq names its product regulatory particle non-ATPase 5 (gene Rpn5). Gene Ontology annotation, cellular component: proteasome regulatory particle, lid subcomplex; cytoplasm. The record is from RefSeq and is a predicted model, not a curated record. Lineage: Eukaryota; Metazoa; Arthropoda; Insecta; Hymenoptera; Vespidae.